AUGUCCGACGAUCGUGCUUUGGUUCACUUCACAGAGGAGGUCAUCAAACGCCGGCUGCAAAUCGAUGGCGAUGGAACCGGUGACGAUAGACGCCUGAACGAUUUGUUGAAAACGUUCAUCAAAUGGUGCAAUUCAAACGAAGCGUCCGAUAACAGCCAAGCAAUCUACGACCGAUUGCUAGCCCAGCUUGCCCAGUGCGAGUUCGACAUGAAAAAAUCCGAUUUCUACGCCAGCGUUAUGCAGCAGGAGGUAAAAAAUUACGCCACCAUCUCGGACACGAUAGAGUCGGGCAUUGAAACGGCAAAGGCACAGAUCGUGCAAAGCAAACAAAAUUUAGUGCUGGCGAAAAAGAUACGCAAGAACCGGAUGGAGUACGAUAUGCUAGCGAAAACGAUAAACCAGCAGCCGGAUCGUAAAAACACGGUUCAGGAGCUGGAAUCGCUGAAACAGAACCUGGAUCAGUUGAAGGAAAGUAGAGCAGAUUUAGAGCGGAAGCUGGAAACGAAGAAGAAAGAUUUCAGUGUGCUGAUGCGCGCGAUCGCGGAACUGCAGAACAAGCUAGAUCCGACGAUGUCCGUGACGGGGACGAGCGUUUGUGAUGAUGAGGCAAUGGAUGUAGCAGCACCGGUUUCGGCCGCCGAUGAGAAGAUGUCUUGCGAUGGAGAUCCGCUUGCGCUAGAGGAGGAAGAUGAUGCUGCCAGCUCGGACAACGAUGAGGUGAUACUUUCCUCGCCCGAGAAACUGACCUGA
Molecule: messenger RNA, 750 nt
Organism: Anopheles maculipalpis
Lineage: Eukaryota; Metazoa; Arthropoda; Insecta; Diptera; Culicidae
Gene: thoc7
Product: THO complex subunit 7 homolog
Exons: 3
Coding region: 1-750 (249 amino acids)
Biological process (GO): mRNA processing
Cellular component (GO): THO complex part of transcription export complex
Source: RefSeq, a predicted model, not a curated record